UCCUUGAGCCGCCCCUCGUCUCAAAUUCAACUGUCAUGUAUAGUUUAUAUAUACAUAUACAAAAUAGAAACCAAGUCACAGGUAUAGUUAGUGUCUAACCAAAAUUUUCAAGCUUUGGAGGAAACAAUGAACCUCAUUAAUGGGGUUCCUCUUCUUCAUCUUAUCUUUCUUGCAUGGUGUCUUCUGGCCUUCCAGGCUACAUCAGCUUAUCUUGGAAGGUCCACCUAUAUUGUCCACAUGGACAAGUCUCACAUGCCCAAAAUCUUUCCUAGCCACCACCACUGGUACUCCUCCACUGUUGAUUCCAUAAAAUUAGCCAGCCACACAACAUCAAAUGGUCAUCAAUCCAAACCAGAGCUUGUCUACACUUAUGACAACGCAUUACACGGUUUUAGUGCGCUGUUGUCUCAAGAUGAACUAGAGACUCUAAGGAAUUCACCAGGUUUUGUCUCAGCUUAUAGCGACGGAAAAAUCACACUUGAAACCACCCACAGCACUGAAUUCCUCUCCCUCAAUCCUGUCACCGGCCUAUGGCCGGCUUCACACUACGGCAAAGACGUCAUCAUUGCUGUCAUCGACAGCGGUGUCUGGCCGGAGAGCAAGAGCUUCAACGACAAAGGAAUGACCCCAAUCCCCUCUAGGUGGAAGGGUAAGUGCGAGGAAGGACAAGAGUUCAAUUCCUCAUUAUGCAACUUGAAGCUCAUUGGAGCUAGAUCCUUCAACAAGGGGGUUUUAGCUGCAGAUCCAAACAUCACAAUCAGCAUGAAUUCUGCAAGGGACACCGAUGGCCACGGCACGCACACGGCCUCCACAGCUGCUGGAAACAUUGUGGAAGGCGCUUCGUACUUUGGCUAUGCACAGGGGACAGCAAAAGGGGUUGCUCCCGGUGCUCGGCUGGCCAUCUAUAAGGUUAGUUGGGACGAAGGAAGUUAUGAAUCUGAUUACCUUGCCGCAAUGGACCAGGCCAUAGCUGAUGGUGUUGACGUGAUAUCGAUGUCAUUGGCUCUCGGACGUGGGAUACCUCUGUAUGAGGAUGUUUUUGCCAUAGCUUCCUUUGCAGCCAUGGAGAAGGGUGUGCUUGUUUCAGCUUCAGCAGGCAAUAGGGGCGAGAAUCUUGGACAAGUGCGCAAUGUGAGCCCAUGGAUCUUGACCGUCGGAGCAGGUUCAAUCGACAGGUGGUUUGCCGGCACUUUGACUCUCGGAAAUGGUUUAACCAUCACCGGAUGGAGCCUAUUCCCUGCAAGUGCCUUGGUGUUAGACCGCCCUCUCAUUUACAACAAAACUCUGUCACCAUGCAAUUCAGCUGAAUUGCUGUUUGAAGCCCCUAAUGAUGGCAUCCUCAUAUGUGAUGAGAGUGACAUUGACGCAUUUAAUGAUCAAUCUCAGUAUGUCUCAGGUUCCAAUGUGGCUGCAGCUAUAUUUAUCUCUGAUGAUCCUGCAGUACUUAGAUCCAAAAAUUUCUACAGCCCCGGAGUCGUGAUUAGCUCUAAAGAUGCCAUAGCCGUGAUCAAAUAUGCUGAAAGUGGAAAUACACCAACAGCGAGCAUGAAGUUCCAACAGACCAUAAUAGGGACAAACCGUGCCCCUGUUGUCGCCUCAUACUCUGCAAGAGGUCCCGCCUUGAGCUGUCCGACCAUUUUGAAGCCGGACCUAAUGGCACCGGGGACAUUAGUUUUAGCAGCAUGGAUUCCAAAUGACCCGGCAACCACUAUUGGCUCUAAUAUUGGAUUGUCCACUGAUUACAAUUUGCUCUCCGGGACAUCCAUGUCGUGUCCUCAUGCUUCCGGCAUAGCUGCGCUCCUAAAAGGCGCACACCCGAAAUGGAGUCCAACUGCUAUUAAGUCUGCCAUGAUGACCACAGCCAACCCAUUUGACAACACUGGCAAUCCCAUCCUACAGAGUCGCUUUAAUUCCGAUGCUUCACCCCUAGACAUGGGGGCAGGUCAUGUUGAUCCUAACCGAUCACUUGAUCCAGGUCUUAUCUAUGAUGCUACUCCACAGGACUAUGUCAAUUUCUUAUGCUCACUGAACUACACUGACAAUCAAUUCUUCACCAUCACAAGAUCAAAGGGUUACAAUUGCUCAAACCAGUCUUCUGACCUCAAUUACCCAUCCUUUAUUGUGUUGUACAGUUAUGAAAAUGAGAAAUUGGUUCAGAAAUUUCAGAGGAUUGUCACGAAUGUUGGCAACGCCACGGCCAUUUAUAGAGCUAAGGUUGAAGCACCAAAGGGUUCUGUGGUCAGAGUCUCACCGAAGACACUGAUUUUUAAGAAGAUGUAUGCGAAGAAGAGCUAUUCGUUGACCAUAAGUUAUAGGGGAUUGGAGGGUACAAGCCAAACAUAUGGUUCUGUAAUUUGGGUAGAAGAUGCCGGUAAGCAUACUGUGAGGAGUCCCAUAAUGGUCUCACCCUCGCCUGAUAUUUUUGGGUAGGUUGGUGUUCGAAUUUUGCAUGUGAAUAUGUGAUGCUAGAGAAUUGCCAUUGUAAGUGUUUGUGUGUCAUGAGGAAUAAGUUAUUUUGAAUGGUGAAAAUAAAGUGUAGGAUUCUAAUUCUCAAUCUCUGAAGAGAUCAUACCAACCAUGGCUAAGUGGUUGUGUGUAUCUAUACAUAUGUAUAUCCAAAGUUUUGUGCAUUUCUUGACUUUUAAAAAUUUAUUUAUAUCAA
This is a messenger RNA of Cornus florida, 2662 nucleotides long. RefSeq names its product subtilisin-like protease SBT3. The coding region runs from base 127 to 2430 and encodes 767 amino acids. Gene Ontology annotation, biological process: proteolysis. NCBI's taxonomy places the organism in Eukaryota, Viridiplantae, Streptophyta, Magnoliopsida, Cornales, Cornaceae. The transcript has a single exon. The record is from RefSeq and is a predicted model, not a curated record. Gene Ontology annotation, molecular function: serine-type endopeptidase activity.